AUGACCAAUUGGCAAUAUUCUAUAAUGAUCAAUCUGUCCUUGAAAAUCACCAUCUAGCUGUUGCGUUCAAGAUUCUUCAAGAUGACCCAGAUUCUGAUAUACUGCUUGGGUUGACCAAGAAGCAGCGACUAAGUUUCCGUAAAAUUGUUAUUGAUCUGGUACUUGCUACCGAUAUGUCAAAACACAUGUCAAUGUUGGCUGAUUUAAAGACAACUGUUGAGAGUCAUCGAGCUUCGGGUUUGAAUGUGCUUAAUCUAAGCACUUAUACGACAAGAAUUCAAAUCCUGCAGAACCUGGUACAUGCAGCCGAUUUGAGCAAUCCAGCUAAACCACUGAACCUUUACAAACAAUGGGUGUCACUUAUAGCGGAAGAGUUCUUUCGCCAGGGAGAUCGAGAGAGAGAACUUGGGAUAGAAAUUAGUCCAAUGUGUGAUCGUACAGUCUCUUGCAUUCCAUCUUCUCAGGUUUGGUAUCAAGAAUAUUAG
This is a messenger RNA of Protopolystoma xenopodis, 485 nucleotides long. The record is from the annotation of a GenBank genome assembly. NCBI's taxonomy places the organism in Eukaryota, Metazoa, Platyhelminthes, Monogenea, Polystomatidea, Polystomatidae.